GGAGAGUGUGUACAGCGCGGAGUGACUUGCGUGCCUCACCUUGUGGAAAGGAUGGUGGGCUCUGACCUCCUGUGGCUGGCCUUGGCCACCUGCGUUCUGACCCUGGCAUCCACUGUGCAGCCUGGUUAUGGAAACCCCACCGAAGUCAGUUCCUAUGGAUUGGACUUGGAUUGUGGAGCCUCUGGCUGUUCUGACCCCUGCCAGGAUUACACCCUCCUGGACGAACCCUUCCGAAGCAUAGAGAACACAGAAGACAUCCGGGGGUGUGACAGUGACUUGAGUGGCUGGUACCGCUUUGUGGGUGAAGGAGGAGUGAAGAUGCCGGAAACCUGUGUCCCGGUGUACCGAUGCCAGACGGACGCCCCCAUGUGGCUGAACGGGACCCACCCCGCCCUUGAGGAUGGCAUCGUCAACCGCACUGCCUGUGCCCACUGGAGUGACAACUGCUGUCUCUGGAACACGGAGGUGCUGGUGAAGGCCUGCGUGGGCGGGUACUACGUGUACCGGUUGCAGGGGACCCCUCAGUGCCGUCUGAGAUACUGCACAGAAUCUUCUACUGUGGAGGACAACUGCCAGGAGGUCUGCCGCCCUGAGGAGGAGUGCCGCCUCUCUGUCAGCGGCACCUGGGAAUGUUUCUGCAGACAGAACCUCAACGGCUCUGAUAUCCACGAUUUGCAACCUCAGCUGGACUGCGGGGCCAAGGAGAUCCAGGUGAAGCUGGACAAGUGUGUGCUGGGAGGCCUGGGUUUGGGGAACGAGGUCAUUGCCUAUUUGCGGGACCGAAACUGCAGCAGCAAUGUGCAGAGCGAGGACGGGGACUGGGUGUUUGUGACCAGCCCGGUCCAGGCUGGUGCCUGUGGGAACAUUUUGGAGAGAAAUCAAACCCAUGCCAUCUACAAAAACACCAUCUCCUUGGUCAAUGAUUUCAUCAUCAGAGACAUCAUCCUCAACGUCAACUUCCAAUGUGCCUACCCGCUGGACAUGAAAGUCAGCCUCCAAACUGCCCUGCAGCCCAUCGUAAGUUCCCUGAAUGUCAGCGUGGAUGGGGAGGGAGAGUUCAUUGUCAGGAUGGCCCUCUUCCAAGACUGGAACUAUACGAAUCCUUAUGAAGGGGCCCAGGCUGUGCUGUCGGUGGAAUCCAUACUCUAUGUGGGCGCCAUCUUGGAGAGAGGGGACACCUCCCGGUUCAACCUGCUCUUGAGGAACUGCUAUGCCACCCCCACUGAAGACAAGGCUGACCCUGUGAAGUAUUUCAUCAUCAGAAACAGCUGCCCGAAUCAAUAUGAUUCAACUAUCCACGUGGAGGAGAAUGGGAGGUCCUCGGAAAGCCGGUUCUCAGUUCAGAUGUUCAUGUUUGCCGGACAUUAUGACCUAGUGUUCCUGCACUGUGAGAUCCGUCUCUGUGAUUCCCUUAAUGAACAGUGCCAGCCUUCUUGCUCAAGAAAUCAAGUCCGCAGUGAAGUACUGGCCAUUGACUUAGCCCGGGUUCUGGAUUUGGGACCCAUCACCCGGAGAGGUGCCCAGUCUCCCGGUGUCAUGAAUGGAACGCCCCGCACCGCAGGGUUCCUGGUGGCCUGGCCCAUGACGCUCCUGACUGUCCUCCUGGCUUGGCUGUUCUGAGGGCUCAGCUGAGCAUCUGGCCUUGACAUUUGUGACCUUCCCUCUGGCAAUGGCUCCCAGUCACCCCUCAGCACUGCUGUUCCCUCUCCAAUCGUGCAGUCUCGGUAUUAACAGACUCAAGGCCAGGCUAGAUUUAGGGAAAGGGAAGAGCUUUUACCUUCUUUAACAUUCUCAGUGCUUUUGUAAUCCUCUUUUUUCCAUAACGGGGCCCCCGUCAGCCUGUCCUGGGCUGGCUUUCUCAUUUGUUAGUGGCACCUCCAAAGCAAACCUGCUAGGUGCCUCUGUGGCUCCAGCCUUUACCGGAAACAUAGUGCAUGAUUAUAACUCCAGGGAAGAGCUGUCCUGCCACUGGGGGUGGAGUGAGCAUGUAAAAGGGGCCCCUCCCAUGCCUCCUUCCCAAGCAUCUCCUGUUCUGACUGCUGAUGAAUUGAACAGACUGACCUUUGCGAUCAUUCUGCUUCCUCUGA
Molecule: messenger RNA, 2087 nt
Organism: Propithecus coquereli (Coquerel's sifaka)
Lineage: Eukaryota; Metazoa; Chordata; Mammalia; Primates; Indriidae
Gene: GP2
Product: glycoprotein 2 (zymogen granule membrane)
Exons: 10
Coding region: 52-1620 (522 amino acids)
Biological process (GO): neutrophil migration
Cellular component (GO): apical plasma membrane; cell surface
Source: RefSeq, a predicted model, not a curated record